GCAGCCCAGCCCAACCCCCCUCUUACAUACUGACAGCUCCGCCCACACCUUGCGGAUAUCUACAGGAGAGCCGCGUGUGGUGCUGAUCGACGUUGGACAGGCUCCACAAAGCCCGAACCUAUCCUUGUUUUCAUUAGAACCUUGAUGCCAUUCACCCUUUUUCGGGUAGGCCAGAGACUUUGCGAUCCCAGGGGAAUUUUGUGCGUUCCUUGUUGCUGUCUCCGAUUGAUUCCGCUGUGAGACACCAAACGCCCACCUCCGUCAGUGUAUCUCAUCUCAACCUUUAUCGCUCGAUCGAUGGAUGCCGCCGUAAAUGGCGCAGCCGCUGUCGCGUGUGAAGCAUGCGGCUGGGCGGCGGCCCUUUGUUCCAUGCUCGCCUUUGGAACCUUUGGGGUACCCAUCAAAUCAAAAGCCGCCGUGUCCGUAGACAUUGAUCCACUCGUCUUUCAAACCUAUAAAACAUUCAUGUGCUUCGCCACUUCCUGGCUUGUUCUUCUCGCCGGUGAGCCCUUUACCUUUACGCCCUGGGGAAUCGUCAGUGGCCUCUUCUGGGUUCCCGGAGGAACGGCAACCAUCUUUGCCGUCAAGAAUGCGGGUUUGGCCAUUGGCAUUGGGAUCGGAUCGUCCUUUAUCGUUCUCGUCAGCUUUAUAUGGGGCAUUUUCGUCUUUGAAGAAGCCGUGCACUCGAAAACUGGAGCUUGUUUGGCCAUUUUCUCCAUGAUGUUGGGCUUGUUGGGCAUGAGCUAUUUCAGUAGUCCGGAAAGCGCCGAGGCGAUCGCGGCCGACGAGGCACAGGACGAACCACUCGCUUGGGCCUUGGAGACGACCGACCCCGGAGACGCACUCGUGACCAAUGCGCAACACUCGGUGCGACUGUGUUCGGGCAUUCGGUACCGCGGUCUAGGUCCGGGGGGUCACGAAACAGACGACAACCAAAAUAGCGACCAUAGUAGUAGCAACAGCAAUCCCGGAGAUCCUUCGCUCCUCGUACCAGAUACACGUCAAAAGCAGCUCAAGCUUACGGAGCGGACGGAACAUUUGUCCUUUUCCGACGACCCUGAGUCGGAUCUGGAAGAAUUAUAUGUAGAUAUGGAUCGUACCACGACCCGAGAGUCCACAGAGACCGAACUCUCGUACGUCAUUGUUUGCGGAAAGAAAUGGCAGCGGAGGUAUUUGGGCAUGGUCGCCGCCAUGUUCUGCGGGGUGUGGGGUGGAUCAAUCAUGGCUCCCAUGAAAUUCUGCCAAUCCGAUACCAAAGGCACGCACUUCCUUCUCAGUUUUUCCAUUGGUGCCUCCAUUGUCAACACGGGCAUGUGGCUCGUAAGGUACGGCUACAACGUCCUCCACUACCAAUCGUGCUCGAAAGCGUACGCAUCGCUACCGUCCUUUCACUUGCACACCAUGUGGCUCGCGGGAGGCUUAUCCGGUAUGCUUUGGUCGAUCGGAAACUUUUUCAGUCUGAUCUCGGUGUUCUACCUCGGACAGGGUGUCGGAUAUCCUUUGGUACAAACAAGCAUUAUUGUUUCCGGUCUCUGGGGGAUAUUUUAUUUCAAAGAAAUAACCGGAUUCGAGCGUAUCAGCAAAUGGCUAGCUUCUUCUCUGCUCACCAUCUUUGGGAUUCUACUUCUCGGCUACGAGCACGUGGAUGAGUAGGUAGUCCAUGUGGCGCUACGUCUAUCGUUGCUGCGGCUGCGCUGUUUGUUGUCCUAGUACCAAUACACUUUCGGUCGCCGAAGAUGAUGACACUGGACGAAGCAGGCAUAAAAUAUUCCUAGUCUAUGCUUGUUUCAU
Phaeodactylum tricornutum CCAP 1055/1 is the source of this 1791-nucleotide messenger RNA. RefSeq lists its product with no specific name. Gene Ontology annotation, cellular component: membrane. Gene Ontology annotation, biological process: carbohydrate transmembrane transport. The record is from RefSeq and is a predicted model, not a curated record. Gene Ontology annotation, molecular function: carbohydrate transmembrane transporter activity. NCBI's taxonomy places the organism in Eukaryota, Bacillariophyta, Bacillariophyceae, Surirellales, Neidiaceae. The transcript has a single exon. The coding region runs from base 298 to 1653 and encodes 451 amino acids.